Nezara viridula (southern green stink bug) is the source of this 563-nucleotide messenger RNA. The record is from the annotation of a GenBank genome assembly. NCBI's taxonomy places the organism in Eukaryota, Metazoa, Arthropoda, Insecta, Hemiptera, Pentatomidae.
AUGGAUAGGCCAAUUUAUUACGACAUUGAACAUAAUGCAUAUACAUAUGGCAGUGGACGUAAUGGCCGAUCUAGAAUUGCGCUAACGGAAACCGCUCAUGGAGGAACGCAACCGGUUCUCUUUUGUAAAAGGAGACGAUGGGGAAAAAGUCGGGAACCAGUUAUCUGGGAGUCCUCAUGGCGAUGGGCUGUGAACGUCAGAGCGGAGCGAAAGAGGAUAGACGUCAUCGCCAUUUAUCUCGAGCGAGAUGCGAAUGGCGCAAUCCUUCGACUCACCUGGCAUCUUAGCUACGUGUUCAGCUACAUUAAAGAAUACAGCAAUAUUAAUAUUAAUCAUGACUGGGAAUCGGAAAAAAAGAAGGGAGCCAUUGUACGCCGGUCGAGGUCGACUGGUGCUGGUAAUGCGUCCUCAUUCAUUCGCCUUGGGGGGCGUCAUGGGCUUCACGAUUGGGCUGCUGUCAUUGUCUACUUGCAGGAGGGACCUUUGGGCAGGGGCGGAGAGGAUUUACAAGGCAGAGGGGUAUGUUCAUCCUGUACCAGGGUAGGGUUAACAUUCCAGGAAUG